CUCGGCCGAGCCAGUCCCGUGCUACACACCGCCCGCGCCACACGCCCCGCGCACCACAGAAAUGAAACUCGACUCAAAACAACAAAAUUAAAAAAAAACAACACGCGCACAAAUCAUGUACUAAAACCUAACGAAAACAAACAAACAAAAUUCACCCUUCGUAACAAAAGAAAUGAAAGUGAAAAUCGCAGUGCACUGACCGAUGCAACAUGUUUAGCGAAAAUAGAUGGAAAGUUAUUCUGUUACUGGUGGCGUCCGUUGGCGCUGUCGAGCCGAGCCGGGCGCUCAGCCUAGUCUACCAGAAACCGUACAAAAACGUCAUGUUUGUGCCGAAGAACCUGUACCGGAGGACGAGAGCAAGGCAGUCCAGGGUGCUGUUCCUCGACGAAGAUGAGAACCACCAGCCAUUCGGAAAGGGUGAAAUUGACUUGACUCAGGACAAAAGCUACUCGAAAAUCAAGUUUGACGAUCAGCCUGAUUACGAGUUCACAUCGCCUGAAGAUCCUGAAGUGCCAAAGAAGUUGAGUGAGGAUUUGCCGUCGGGCAAUGAGCGGUUUUACGAACCGUUGCCGCGGUUUCGGCCGUUUUCGAACCAUCCGCAUUACUACCAGGGUCGUUUUGGCAGGACUUACGCUCCGAACUUUGGGUUUGACCCGUACCCUGUGGCUCCGUUCGCUCCUUCGGUCCGGAACGGGUACUAUCCUGGUUGGAAGCCGAGGAGUCCUCGAGUGGUGUUCCCAUAUGCGUCAGAAAGUGUAAACUCAGUGCAGACGAAUUCUCAUGCGGGGCCUGGUGGGUUCAAUGAUAAUGUUGUGUUUCGUGAUCAGAAUUUCGGUUUGAAUGACGUUGGUGAUGAGCAGGCGUUGCAGGACAUUGGGACUGGUUCGGGAGACGGGUUUGCUGAACGAGAUGCCAACGGACCACAACGAGCUCGAUUCGAAAAAAAUAAAAGAAAAAAAGUUUUAGAAAAACCAAUGUUUAUACAGACUGAAAUACGAACGCCAAUGAAAAGGGUCGAUUAUUACGAAUUCCCUAACGUGACGAAUCGACUGGCGGACUUGCCGAAAUUUAAGCCAAUCACAGACGAGCAAAUGUUGAAAAUUAAUGAAAUACUAGACUCUUUGCCUUCGAGGCUACCGAAAAGGAAGGGACGUGUGAUCAAUAAUUUGAACAGUCCACAGAAUGCGAUAAAACCCCCUGUGACCACAGAAAAGACUAAUAACAUACAUAUACAGUCAAAUGACAGACAAGAUGUGAAAAAAUGUCCACAGGGAGGGACUUGCGAGUUCUUCUUUUAUUGUUGGAUGGUCGGAGGCCUAUUAGAUGGGUCUUGCGGGAGCCUGUUAAAGGGUUGCUGUCACAGAGUGGCCAAAGCCGGAAUUUUGGGAGUACAGGACUCAAAUAGCCUUGAUGCUAGCAGUGAAGGGUUGAGUUACGGUCCCGUGGUAAAUGAUGAAAGCUGUGGUAUUGCCGUUGGUAAGCAGACUGCCCAGCGAAGGAUCGUUGGUGGAGACGAUGCUGGCUUCGGCACCUUCCCCUGGCAAGCAUACAUCAGGAUAGGAUCCUCAAGAUGCAACAUGCUUAUGUCGAUAUUCGAGCUUAUCGGUUGGAAGCAGUGUUGGAUAGAGAGAUGCGGUGGUUCCCUAAUAUCGAGGCGCCAUGUAGUCACAGCUGGCCACUGCGUCGCUCGAGCCCAACCUCGCCACGUCCGUGUCACCCUCGGCGAUUACGUCAUCAAUUCUGCGGCUGAACCAUUGCCUGCAUACACGUUUGGAGUCCGAACGAUCAAAGUCCAUCCCCUGUUCAAGUUCACGCCGCAGGCUGAUCGAUUCGAUGUGGCUGUCCUGACCUUGGAUAGGAAUGUCCAUUACAUGCCGCAUAUAGCACCCAUCUGUCUACCGGAGCGUGGCUCCGACUUCCUGGGCCAGUACGGCUGGGCAGCAGGCUGGGGGGCGCUCAGUCCAGGCUCUAGGCUGAGGCCACGCACCUUGCAGGCAGUGGACGUCCCAGUGCUGGACAAUAGAGUCUGUGAGAGGUGGCAUCGGGCCAAUGGUAUAAACGUGGUGAUAUACCCAGAAAUGCUGUGCGCUGGCUACCGAGGUGGUGGCAAGGACUCCUGCCAAGGAGACAGUGGGGGACCUCUCAUGCUGGAGCGAGCUGGUCGCUGGUACCUCAUAGGAGUGGUCUCCGCAGGCUACUCCUGUGCCAGUAGAGGCCAACCAGGUAUCUACCACAGGGUCGCACACACCGUCGACUGGAUAUCACACGCCACAACUCUAUCAUAGCAUGAUGAUGAAGUGAAGUGAACGAACUAAUGUGCCUUGUGAUUAGAAGUUUUAAGACUUAGGUAAAAAGGCUCAAAUUUAAUUGACUACUGAAUUUCCAUGGUUGAUUUAUUUAAAGUGUGUUAGUAUUAAGCAUGAUUAAAAAUAAAUCUGAUUAAAAUUCCUUUCUUAAUUGAAAGUUUUGUUUAAUCGUUUUUAGUUUUAAUUGUGUUUAGUUUUUAUUACUUUGUGUGUUUUAUGCAAAUGCUGUUGAAUAUUAAAUGUUUUAUAAAUUUAUUCAAUGAAUAGAACAAAAGCGGGAAUUUUAUAAAAAGUCAAAGUAAUUAUGAAAACUUAAGUAGCCUUUAAUUUGGUUGUAUAUCAGUAAAGUCCAUUUUCCCAGGCUACAGUCCUAUGAAAUAGUUAGGUUAUAAAAAUACUUCGUUUUAAUAGCAUUUUUAUUUCCUAUACAACAAAGGCGGUUUUCAUUUGACAAUGGAUAUUUUUCAUAAUUGAUAUUCGGAAGAAAAAAUCAUAUUCAAUUUAAGUUGGUAAUAGAUUUUCAAACCUAUUACAAAGCAAUAAGGAUAAAAAUCUUUUAACAGGAUUUUAAUAUGGUAUACGUUGACUUGCUAGUGCCUACAUUUAUGUAUACUUAAAAUAUUUUGUAUAAUAAAUAAACCAUUAUGAUAACCCCCAUUCCACCAAAAUAGUCAAUUAAAUAACCAUUUAUCAUUAUAUUUAUACAAAAUAUAAAUAACUGUUAUGAAAUAAAUUUCACAAAAUAAAAUGUCACUCGUUAUUAUUGCUCUUGAAAUAAUUUAUUUUAAGGAUUUUUUUAUUGUGAUAAAAAUAAUUAAAUUCUAUGGGAUUAUUGUUGCAUGAUAUACUAUACAUUAUAAAUACUCGCUGGUAUUGCAAUUUUAUAUUUUAAUUCUUAUUUAUAGUGCCUUAGUUUGAAACGUGGAGAUUGGAGCCAAUUGUUGGUCACAAAUGUUGGUGCAAAGAACACUUGGGAGCAAAGAAACGGAGUCACUAGCGAUUUUUUCAUUUUAAAGAACUCUAUAAUUUAAAAUAAUAUAAAUUUCACAACAUGUUGUUGAAGGUCUCAUUCUCUCAAACCCUCAUUUUUAAAGGUAAUAAAAUUGUCUUUGGUACGACAAUGAAUAAAAUAUUUAACUUUUGAUAAAUAAUUUUGACUUUUGUCUUUUUAGCUAGCUAUUCCGUAUUUUUGUUCCCAAGUGUCACCAUCCACUGCUGAACAAAGAUCUUUUUUUAGGAAGGUUUUGCCAUAGUCCCCACUGUUGGCAAAUAGCAUGGGGGAUCAGUUAAAUUAAUGAGUAUUCCAUGAAAAUAAUUUUUGAGGAUUAUAAGCAUAUGAGUUUUUCAAGUAUUUGUGACCAAUAUUUAGCUCCAGUUUUUACCGUUUUCAAAUAAAUAUCUUUUGUAAAUAUCCCGCUUAUUGUAAAUACGUAACAAAGCGAAUAAUUUUACAAGAUUUUUUACAAUUUCUACCAUUUUUUAUAAAUGUUUAAUGUAAAUAAAUAAUUAAUUAAUUAAGUAUUAAUUUAAACAUGCUUUGAGUAAGUUAUUCUGCUUUUAAUUUAUUUUGUACCAUUUUUUUCUACUUUUUUGUUAAACAUAAUCUUAAGUUAUUUUUUUUUUGUUUUAUUAACGAAAACAAAAAUUGUUGUUGAUAAAGUAAGACGUAAUUUAAUGUUAAUUUAAUAAAUUGUAUUUAUUGUUAAUUUA
Molecule: messenger RNA, 4016 nt
Organism: Spodoptera frugiperda (fall armyworm)
Lineage: Eukaryota; Metazoa; Arthropoda; Insecta; Lepidoptera; Noctuidae
Exons: 7
Coding region: 210-2285 (691 amino acids)
Biological process (GO): proteolysis
Molecular function (GO): serine-type endopeptidase activity
Source: RefSeq, a predicted model, not a curated record